Acanthaster planci (crown-of-thorns starfish) is the source of this 3982-nucleotide messenger RNA. Its product is annotated as long-chain fatty acid transport protein 4-like. Gene Ontology annotation, cellular component: plasma membrane; endoplasmic reticulum membrane. The record is from RefSeq and is a predicted model, not a curated record. Gene Ontology annotation, molecular function: oleoyl-CoA ligase activity; long-chain fatty acid transmembrane transporter activity. Gene Ontology annotation, biological process: long-chain fatty acid metabolic process; long-chain fatty acid import into cell; medium-chain fatty acid transport. Lineage: Eukaryota; Metazoa; Echinodermata; Asteroidea; Valvatida; Acanthasteridae.
CGCGUGCAAGGAGAGGGUGGGUACGAUGUACAUGUACAUGUACAACGUACGUACAGUGAUUUUUGACCACACUUGAUCUGAUGAUCGUCGUCGAUAGAGUCCUGUUCCGUUCCGCGCGCCUUCUGAACAGUAUUUGGCACAGUUUACCUCCUUUUCGCACCAUGUUGAAGCUUGGGAUCUUCGGUGGCUUGGCAGCCUUUCUGAGGGGUUAUUUUGAGUUGGAAUGGCGCACUGUCGGGGUUGUGGUGGUGACGGUGUAUUUGGCAACGGGCGGUUGGAGAUUUGCCAAAAUUCUGGUCCGUACAUUUCCACGUGAUGCGAAGGCCCUGGUUGCAUUGGUUCGACUGAGGCUGACCUUGAGGAGGCGACAGCAGAACCGCGAGUUUGUGCACAGCGUCUUCGAGAGGCGUGCCCUGCUCCACCCAGACAAGGUGGCCUUCCGCUGCGAGGACGAGGUCUGGACCUUCCGGCAGGCCAAUGACUUCUCCAACGCCGUUGCCAACUACUUCUUCGAGAAGGGCCUGCGCAAAGGCGACACGGUAGCCAUCUUUAUGGAAACCCGGCCCGAGUUCCCGUGCUUCUGGCUAGGCCUGUCCAAGAUUGGCGCAGUGGGGGCACUGAUCAACUUCAACCUGAGACAGGACAGCCUGGUGCACUGUGUCAAAGUCGCUGAGCCCAAGGCGGUGAUCUAUGGAGCGGAGCUGACCGAGGCCAUUAGGGACGUGAGGUCAGAGUUCGGGCGCAAUAUCCCUUUCUACUGCACCGGGGGAUACAUAGACGCAGGCUUUCCUGCCGUGAACCUUGACCCAGAGCUCAAGAGUACAUCCACACUUCCAGCCCCAGUGGUUCUUGGAAGAAAGUUCACAGAUAAUCUGUUCUACAUAUACACCUCCGGAACGACAGGCCUGCCCAAAGCAGCCAGAAUUACGCAGAUCAGGUUCAUGUACAUGGCCUACGGCAUUCGAUAUGCCUACAACUUCAGAUCUGACGAUAUCAUCUACAACACCAUGCCACUGUACCACUCGGCUGGCGGGAUCGUCGGCAUGGGCCAGGUGGUCUUGAAUGGCUCCACCAUGGCCAUGAGGAAGAAGUUCUCGGCCAGCAGGUUCUGGGACGACUGCAUCAAAUACCAGGCCACGAUUGUCCAGUACAUCGGAGAGAUCUGCCGCUACAUUUUGGCUCAGCCCCACAAGCCAGUAGACACACAACACAAGGUCCGCUCUGCCCUCGGGAAUGGUCUCCGGCCGCAGAUUUGGAAGGAGUUCCAGUCACGCUACAACAUCAAACAGAUUUGCGAGUUCUAUGGAUCCACGGAGGGCAACAGCAACAUAGUGAACAUCACGGGCAAACCAGGAGCCGUGGGCUUCGUCUCGCUGUUGGUACCCAGCGCCCUACCCCUCAGCCUGCUGAAGGUGGACGAAGGCACCGGGGAGGUGAUACGGGGUCCGGAUGGCCUCUGCAUCCAGUGCAAACCAGGUGAGAGCGGCCACAUGAUUGGCAAGAUUAAAGUUGGCAAUCCCAUUGCCAACUUUGACGGCUACGUCAGCAAGCAAGCCACCGACAAGAAGAUCAUCUAUGACGUCUUCAGGAAGGGAGACCAAGCCUUUCUGUCGGGAGACAUUUUGGUCAUGGAUCAGGAUGGCUACAUGUUCUUCAGGGAUCGCUCAGGGGACACUUUCCGCUGGCGUGGGGAGAACGUCUCGACAUCGGAGGUUGAGGGCACCAUCCAGAAGCAUGUGCAACUGAGCGAUGCCGUGGUGUACGGUGUUGAGAUACCGGGAAUUGAAGGCAGGGCUGGUAUGGUUGCCAUUGUGGACACCGAAGGGACCCUGGAUCUAGUCCAAUUGAACCAGAGUCUCAAGUCGUCGCUGCCGCCAUAUGCUCGACCUCUAUUCAUCCGUGUCACGCGAGAAGUCGACACUACAGGCACUUUCAAGUUGAAAAAGGUUGACCUGCGGAAGGAGAACUUUGACCCAAGGAAGGUCGGCGAGGACAAGCUCUUUUACAUGAAUGGCAAGGAGUUCGUUCCCCUGACGCCCAGCAUACAUGAGGACAUCCUUGCUGGAAAAAUCCGAUUCUAGACAUUGCAUCGAAAAAGAUUCUGUUUACAUUUGAUGCUCAGACACUAGCUCAUGUAAAAAAAAAAAGUUGUGUAAUCAGAAAUGUAAUUAUUGUCUGAGGAAUGAGUUUGUUGACCUCUGUGUUGCCCACUUUCGAAGCAGUUGACCUGAAAGUGACCGACUCUGGCAGAACCUGAUGCUUCUUACCAUUGUCCAUUACACUGUAUGGUUCUGCAACAUUAAAAUUCCAUUUCGAUUGUAAUUUCAAAAUCCAUGUCUUUGUCAGAUUUUAUCCAAACUUCCUCAAACGCACAUCCAAUGAAAGUUUGUUUAUACGUACACGACAGUGAUCCCUAACCCCAAUUUUGAAUUUUCACCCCUAGUGUUUUGCUAGAGCUGGUCACGUAUAUUGGAAGAUAUCUGUUUAUACCUUGUACCUAAUCUGUGAGUGGCAUGCAUCUGCGUCAUUGGGAAAUGUUCCAGUGUGUCACAGUAAAACCGAAUGACUCCUGUUCAACAACCUGACUUUGGGGAGUUGAGUUUUUAAGAAAGUUGUUCUUUCCUUGCCUUUCACCUCUGUGGCCCGGGUUCAAUUCCCGACUCAGUCCACAUGAAGAUUGGGUUUUCAGUCCGUACCUGAUUCUAAGGGUUUUACCCAGAAUAUUUUCCUGGGCUUUUCCCCCCACCUCUAAAACUAGAACAGCUUCUCAUGCAAGUCUCCUCUCUCCAGAUGUGGGCCGUUUGGUGGCUGCUUGGGUUGCCCCUGUAAGCCUUUGUUGUAAAUCCGAAGGCCUCCAUGGACAGCUGUGCUGUCACUGAUUGGAGCUUCGCCUCAUUAAAGAUGACACAACUAAAUGUUCAGUCUACUCCUCACAAGCACGUAUCUAUCCAGUUUGUCACACGUGCACUGUAUAGCUGUAAAAAGGAUACAUCAGCUCCUAGAUGCUUGACUGCAACGACAGUGAUCUUGAGUCAGGCUAUUUACGAACCAUACGAAUACCAUCAAACCAAUUGCACUAUCAGUGUUUCUGUCAUCGGUAUUUCAUGGAAGUGUUGUGAAAGAAGUGGAGUAUUUGAGUUUUUAAGAUGCCAAAAGACAUUUCAAUGAUUUUCGAUUUGUUUAAUCGUUGAGAAGCAAAAUAUGUCAUUAAAAAACAAAAUGUUGACCAAGUUUACCCUCUUUCUUUUCUUGGAGAUACAGCACAGUGUCGUUUUAACAAACACGACAGGAUCCACACGAAAUAUUGGGUGAAGUGAGAAUCGGCCAACAUCUGGACACCAGUAAUUUGUUUCCUCUGUUUCCACCUGUGUCCGUACAAAAAGAGGCAUCCAAGGUUUAGACUUAAAUGAGAUCCAGUUAAUGAGUGGUUACAAACAGGCAAAUAGCAGUGUCCUUACAUGUACGUGUGUAUGGUAUAAAAAGUAAAGCAUGGGCCAGAAAUUUCUCCUCAAAAGCUGGAGUGAGAAGCGUCAAGUUGGAAAAAUGAACGGCUAGAAACCUGUACAAGGAAAAGCUGUCGUCCAGAUUGCAUAGACAGCAAGCAGUGUGUGUUCAUGACACUGGAUUUUUAUAUCAAUUUUUCUUUGAAGUAACUGCCCCCUUUAGAAAUUGUCGGCCUAUAUUAAUACGAGAACUUUAUCGAGCUGUAUGUAGCUCACUGCAUAAAAAAAAGAAUGAGGAACGAUUGAAGUGGAAUUGUGUCUUACUCUUUUCCUAAUGGAGAGCCAGGGCCGGGGAUGUUUCAAAAUACAGGUUGCGAUGUUCUGGAUAUAAUUAUUAGAGUUUCUAAAAGUUUCCCAAAGUUCCAUUUUGAAUUUUAGAAAAAUUGAUUACAGUUGUCUCGACAACGUUAAGUACUGAUGCAGUUCACUGUUUUUGUGUUUGCAGAAUAAACUGACGAGUCUGUGUUCUUUGGAGCAGA